Rana temporaria (common frog) is the source of this 2133-nucleotide messenger RNA. RefSeq names its product zinc finger protein 260-like. NCBI's taxonomy places the organism in Eukaryota, Metazoa, Chordata, Amphibia, Anura, Ranidae. Bases 1 to 2133 code for a protein of 710 amino acids. The record is from RefSeq and is a predicted model, not a curated record. Gene Ontology annotation, molecular function: DNA-binding transcription factor activity, RNA polymerase II-specific; RNA polymerase II cis-regulatory region sequence-specific DNA binding. The transcript has 4 exons. Gene Ontology annotation, biological process: regulation of DNA-templated transcription.
AUGAGGAGCUCAUAUGCCAUGCGCACUGAGAAGACAAAGGAGCGCAAGAAUCCACAGAAGCAGGCGGCGGAUGUAAAAACUUUUUUCUGUGAAAAGACGCAUUCCUGUUCUAAGUGCGGGAAAUGUUAUGUACACAAAUCACAGCUUGUCAGACAUCACAGUUCUCACACGGGGGGAAAGCCGUAUUCUUGUUCUGAGUGCGGGAAAAGUUUUUUAAGGAAGUCGCAUCUUUGCAGACAUCAGAGAUUGCACACAGGAGAGAAGCCGUAUUCCUGUCCUGAGUGCGGGAAAUGUUUUUCACAGAAGUCCAAUCUUUACACACAUCAGAGAUCACACACGGGUGAGAAGCCGUAUUCCUGUUCUGAGUGCGGGAAAUGUUUUGUACAAAAGUCAGAACUUGUCAGACAUCAUAAAAUUCACACGGGUGAGAAGCCGUUUUCUUGUUCUGAGUGCUGGAAAUCUUUUCCAAGGGAGUCACAUCUUUGCAGACAUCAGAAAUUGCACACAGGAGAGAAACCGUAUUCCUGUCCUGAGUGCGGGAAAUGUUUUUCACAGAAGUCCAAUCUUUACACACACCAGAGAUCACACACGGGUGAGAAGCCAUAUUCCUGUCGUGGGUGCGGGAAACGUUUUUCAGCUAAGUCCAAUCUUGUCAUACAUCAGAGGUCUCACACGGGUGAGAAGCCGCAUUCCUGUUCCGAGUGCGGGAAAUGUUUUGUACAAAAAUCAGAACUUGUCAGACAUCAGAGGUCUCACACAGGAGAGAAGCCGCAUUCCUGUUCCGAGUGCGGGAAAUGUUUUGUACAAAAAUCACAUCUUGACGUACAUCAGAGGUCGCACACGGGUGAGAAGCCGUAUUUCUGUCCUGAGUGCGGAAAAUGUUUUUCAGAAAAGUUUGCUCUGUACAGACAUCAGAGACUGCACACAGGUGAGAAGCCGCAUUCCUGUUCCGAGUGCGGGAAAUGUUUUGGACAAAAAUCACAGCUUGUCACACAUCAACGUUCUCACACAGGGGAAAAGCCGUAUUCUUGUUCUGAGUGCGGGAAACUUUUUUCAAUGACGUCACAUCUUUAUAGACAUCAGAGGUCUCACACGGGUGAGAAGCCUUAUUCCUGUCCUGAGUGCGGGAAAUGUUUUUCACUGAAGUCCCAUCUUUACCGUCAUCAGAGAUUGCACACGGGGGAGAAGCCGUUUCCCUGUACUGAGUGCAGGAAAUGUUUUGUAGAAAAAUCAGAACUUGUCAGACAUCAGAGAUCACACACGGGGGAGAAGCCGCAUUCCUGUCCUGAGUGCGGGAAAUGUUUUUCAAGGAAGUCCAAUCUUUACAGACAUCAGAGAUUGCACACGGGUGAGAAGCCGUAUUCCUGUCCUGAGUGCGAAAAAUGUUUUUCAGACAAGUCUACUCUGUACAGACAUCAGAGACUGCACAUAGGUGAGAAGCCGCAUUCCUGUUCCGAGUGCGGGAAAUGUUUUGGACAAAAAUCACAGCUUGACGUACAUCAGAGAUUGCACACGGGUGAGAAGCCGUAUUUCUGUCCUGAGUGCGGAAAAUGUUUUUCAGACAAGUCUACUCUGUACAGACAUCAGAGACUGCACAUAGGUGAAAAGCCGCAUUCCUGUUCCGAGUGCGCGAAAUGUUUUGGACAAAAAUCACAGCUUGUCACACAUCAACGUUCUCACACAGGGGAAAAGCCGUAUUCUUGUUCUGAGUGCGGGAAACUUUUUUCAAGGAAGUCACAUCUUUAUAGACAUCAGGGAUCUCACACGGGGGAGAAGCCUUAUUCCUGUCCUGAGUGCGGGAAAUGUUUUUCACUGAAGUCCCAUCUUUACAGACAUCAGAGAUUGCACACGGGGGAGAAGCCUUAUUCCUGUCCUGAGUGUGGGAAAUGUUUUUCACUGAAGUCCCAACUUUACAGACAUCAGAGAUCUCACACAGGUGAGAAGCCGUUUCCCUGUACUGAGUGCAGGAAAUGUUUUGUACAAAAAUCAGACCUUGUCAGACAUCAGAAGUCUCACACGGGAGAGAAGCCGCAUUCCUGUCCUGAGUGCGGGAAAUGUUUUUCAAGGAAGUCCAAUCUUUACAGACAUCAGAGAUCUCACACGGGGGAGAAUCCGUAUUCCUGUCCUGAGUGA